Messenger RNA from Closterium sp. Naga37s-1, 414 nucleotides. Lineage: Eukaryota; Viridiplantae; Streptophyta; Zygnematophyceae; Desmidiales; Closteriaceae. The record is from the annotation of a GenBank genome assembly.
AUGCUGCCUUCAAGCCGUCUCGUUUUCUCGGCGUUGCGGCAAAGCCGUCAGGUACUGCCAGGGAGGCGGUUGUUUGGUGUUGGAAUAGGGGAGACGACUGAAGCAGGUCACCCGAAGAACCCCAACAUGACUCCCAAUGAGGAUCACUCUCCAGCCACCACUGACGACCUGACACGUGAAGAUGCUGAGUCAGCAGCACCAACCCCAGGAGGCGGCCCCACCAGCCUGAUGGAUGCGAGGGGCGAGAAGGAGCAGAGGCACUCCACACAUCUGAGGGCCAAGGGGUUUGCAGUGACAGAGCUGGAGGCUGGAGUGACUGAUGCUGAGGAGAAAUUGAUAAAGAGGCCUGGAUCUGGCUUGGGAGGAAGCAGGCUGUCAGUUACCAGUGUAACAAUCUCAGGAGUGCCAAAUUGA